UAUUUCACGUAGAAUAUAGGAAAAAUAAUAUAUUAGGGAAUAGCAUUUUCAGUAAUAGAUUUAAAUGUAAAAGUCUUAACUUAAUUGUGUGUUGUAUAACAUAAUUGUGUAGUUAUGGCAACUGCUGUAACGGAAACAGCAAUGGAAACUAAAGUAGAUACUGGACAUAGGGAAAUGGAAGUUAAUAACUUAUUUGCACCUCAAAAUGAUGUUUUUGACAUUGAUGACGAUGACCUGUCAAUAACACUGAGAAAAGAUGUUCUUGUGAGUCCUAAUGAUGAUGAAUACGAUCAACUCAUAAGACAAUUGAGUCAAAGGAUAGCGGAAAACCAAGGAGAAUGUGUUUAUGCUAUCGGAGAAAGUGAGGAUGAUACUGAAAGUGGAUUGAAUAGCGAAGAGCUUGAGCAUUCAAAAAUAACUCUGGUUAGUAUGGCCGCAACAAAUGAAUGUGAUUGCACAUUUUUACGAGAACGUCCUGCUAGCGAAGGAAAAGUGCAUGAGUUUUUAAUUCGAAGGCAACAUGACGAGACUGAUUUUUUAGAAGUCAAAGUUGCAGUUGUUGGGAAUGUAGAUGCAGGAAAAUCAACACUACUUGGGGUUCUAACGCACAAUGAACUUGAUAAUGGUAGGGGCCAUGCUCGACAGAAGCUUUUCAGACAUAAACAUGAAGCAGAAUCAGGAAGAACCAGUAGCGUAGGGAACGAAAUUCUAGGAUUUGAUAGCGGUGGAGCGGUCGUCAAUAAACCUGACAGUCAUGGUGGACAUAUUGAUUGGAGCAUGAUUUGCCGACAGUCAUCCAAAGUUAUUACAUUCGUUGAUCUCGCUGGACACGAGAGAUAUUUAAAAACCACUGUGUUUGGGAUGACCGGUCAUCUACCAGACUUUUGUAUGUUGAUGAUUGGAAGCAAUGCUGGUAUUGUGGGAAUGACUAAAGAACAUCUGGGCCUUGCUCUAGCACUCAACGUACCUGUCUUUGUUGUCGUUACUAAAAUAGAUAUGUGUCCACCUAAUGUGUUACAGGAAACUUUGAAACUACUUGUUAAAAUAUUGAAAUCACCUGGAUGUCGAAAAAUUCCUGUUCUUGUUUCUAAUAAAGACGAUGUGAUUGUUACAGCGACAAAUUUUACUUCCGAAAGGGUUUGUCCUAUAUUUCAAAUCAGCAACGUCACAGGAUUAAAUUUAGAUCUCCUCAAAAUGUUUUUAAAUUUGUUAAAUUGUCGGACGAAAUUCAACGAAAAAGAAAAACCAGAAUUAUUAAUUGAUGACACUUUUUCUGUACCAGGUGUUGGCACUGUCGUAUCAGGAACGGUUCUCCAAGGUUUGAUUAGAGCAGGAGAAACAUUACUACUGGGUCCUGAUGCUCUCGGUAAAUUCGAACCAAUCCAGAUUAAAAGCAUACAUCGAAAACGAAUGGCUGUACGAGAAGUACGUGCUGGACAAUCUGCCGCACUUGCACUUAAAAAGAUCAAAAGGGCGAACAUUCGUAAAGGUAUGGUGAUGGUUGAUCUCAAGUCUAAUCCAAAAGCGGUCUGGGAAUUUCAUGGAGAUAUAUUGGUUUUACAUCAUCCAACAACGAUAAGCCCCAAAUAUCAAGCAAUGGUUCACUGUGGAAGCAUAAGACAAACUGCCACUAUACUACGAAUGAAUCACGAUCAUUUACGGACAGGAGAUAAAGCUUCUGUCAGUUUUAGAUUUCUUAAAAAUCCAGAAUUUCUUAGAGUUGGACAAAGAUUCGUUUUCAGAGAAGGAAGAACAAAAGCAGUGGGAACAAUAAACGAGCUUGUGUUUGAUGCGCCAGCAUAUCAAAGUCACCUAAAAGCAUCAAAAAACGCACGACAGAUGGCUCUACAUCGUCAUUUUCAACUGCCAUCUACAUCUUCAACCAAUCGCACAACACAUUCCGCGACCGGUCGAACGUCGCCAACAGUUGCCGAGCAACAACAACAAGGUUAUCAGAAAAACCCUGAACAACGAAUGGCAGGUCGGCGGAGAGGUGGAAAGAAGCAAUAUGACAAGCGGGCAGAUGAUGCCGAAAUAGUUGAAACAGUAAUUUCAGAAUCUGAUGUAACCAAAUAACUUUGAAAAAAAUAGUUUUUUUGUCCGUACCCAUUUAUGUCAGGUUUAUAUUUUAAGGUUCUUUUAUGCUAAUCAUUCAAUAUUCUAUUCAAAAUGAUAUACUAUUUCAGGUUUCAAAAAAGUAUAUUUCAAUGUACCGUAAUUAUUUUGUCACAAAGGUAGAAUCCAACACACAACGUUUCUGCCACUCAUGUAUUGUCCUUUUUGUCGGUUGUUUCCUGGGUGCUGACACUAUUUACUCGCUCUACCUAGAAUUACGAAUCAUUAUUAGCGUACAGAUUUAGUUAUUUAGAUUUCUUUGUGAAAAUUGAUUGAAAACACGUAUUCUUCUAUUGGUGAUAGGCCAAUAAGUUUUUAAAAUUUUCUUGUCUUUUGCGCAUCGUGCUCAAAUGUUCUUUCUUCGUGUCGUGAAUACAAAAUAAAGGUAUAUGUUUCAAAA
This is a messenger RNA of Styela clava, 2515 nucleotides long. RefSeq names its product GTP-binding protein 1-like. Lineage: Eukaryota; Metazoa; Chordata; Ascidiacea; Stolidobranchia; Styelidae. Gene Ontology annotation, molecular function: translation elongation factor activity; GTP binding; GTPase activity. Gene Ontology annotation, biological process: translational elongation. The record is from RefSeq and is a predicted model, not a curated record.